CAGUAAUAUGGAACAGCAAAUUCAACAAGCCGUUGAAAUUGCGUUGAGUGGUACCUCCGAUCCCGCCUUAAAGAACCAGGCCAUCGAUUUUAUCAACCAGAUCAAAAACUCGCCCGAAGGCUAUGCAGCCUCCAUCAAUCUCCUCACAGACGACCGGCUUGCGGAACAAACCAAGUUCUUCGUUCUCCAGGUCAUCGAGGACCAUAUCCCCAGCUUGACAAAUGAAGAAAAGUUCGAACUCAACAAGGCACUCUUCGAGCACCUCGCACAUUUGCUCGUGACUAACAAGAACGACCCUGUAUAUAUGAAGAACAAGCUCGCGGCCAUCUUCGGGACGCUCUUCUGUUCCGUCUACAUCAACAUCUACCCCAACUUCCUCAAGGACUUGUUAGGUUUGACCACGACAGCCAACCCAGACCUCGCGACGGACUACUAUCUCCGCACGUUGGGCAGCAUCCACAGCGAGAUCGCAGACAAGUUCAUCACGCGUGAACGCGCAGUCAUGGAUCGCAACAACAACUUGAAGGAUGCGAUCCGCUUGAACGACAUGACUAACCUUACGGAGUCAUGGAAGCGCAUUCUCCAGCAGUAUGGCGCGGCGUCGCCUUCCGCACUCACGCGCGACAUCCUCAACAACACACUCCGCAACAUCGGAAACUACAUUAACUGGAUCGAAAUCUCGCUUGUCAUACAGGAGGACUACGUACGUCUCAUCCUUCAAUUCCUCCUGAAGCCGGAGCACCAGCUCGACACGUGCGCGACCCUCAGCGAGAUUAUAUCCAAGAAGAUGAAACCGCAGAACAAGCUCGAGCUUCUCGGGCUCCUCAACCUCACUGCAUUGAUCGCGUCCAUGGACCUUGUGGCCUGCGACACUGAGUUCGUCGAGCAUGUGGCGCGGCUUGUCAACGCCAUCGGCUGCGAGCUCGUGCUCGUGUUGGACGACGAUGCGUCGUCGCCUGAGCUCAAGGCACAGGCGAACCAGCAGUUGCUCCAGCUCUGGCCCGUCGUCUUGGGUCUCUUGUCGCACGAGUACGACGAUGUCUCGCAGCAGGUGUUUCCGUUCGUGUCGAGCUACCUUCUUGCGUUGAAGCGGUGCAAACACUUGAUCUCGCACGACCUUCUCUCGACCUUGCUCAGCACCAUCAUCAUGAAGAUGAAGUACGAUGAGGAUGAAGACGGCACGGAUGAGGAGGCCAACGAGGUCUUUGCCGAGGUCAGACGCAACUUGAAAACGUUCCAGGAUGCCAUCGCAGUGCUCUCCCCGGAGUUAUAUGUCGAGGCCAUUGCCGUGGUGAUCAACGAAUCGGUCUUCAACGAUGCGAACGCAAAGGACUGGCGUAAGAUUGAGUUGGGGAUCUUUGAGCUAGCCAACUACUCCGACAGCUUGCGCGCCAACCUCUUGAGCUUGCCCAAACAGGAGAUCGUGGCGUCCAAGCCGUAUGCCAUCUUCCAGGAGUUCCUCGUUAAGGUAAUCAACCUCGAUAUUCACAAGUUGAACCACCCGUUGAUCCAGUCCAUCUUCUUCGAACUCAUCGUGCGCCACUACUCUUUCUUCAACAACCUGGAAAUGAAGGCUGCCUUGACAAACCGGGUGUUGGAGUUGUUCACAUCACAGUUGGGCUUGUUCAGUAACGACACAAAGGUCCAGUACCGUUGCUGGUACCUCUUCUUCCGGUUCGUGAAGCUCACAAAGCCAUCGCUUGCGCAGCCGGUGAUCGAAGGUCUAGUUCAGCAGCUCACCGGCAGCUUGUUGGUGAUCCGCGCACUGGUGCCGUACAAGCCCGCGGAGGGUGAGCUGGAGCAUGACGACGACAUUGUGGACGACAACUUCGACAACCAGUUGCACCUCUUUGAAGCCAUCGGGAUGCUUGUGUCGCUCAUGGACAACCUGAACGUGCCGUUCAAGGCCAAGAUGGUUGAGCGGGUCCUUUCGCCUUUGUUCAGCGACGUACAGCGAUGCAUCGGCCAGCCAUCGCAGCUCAAUCUCUACCAGGCGCACCACUUGCUCAUGGCGGUGGGGACGUUUGCACGGGGCUUUGCGUGGGAAAGUAACGCCAAGUUCGACGACGCACUCGUGGCACCGUUCAACGACGCGUGCCAGGUGGUGCUUGUGACGUUGGAGAGCUUCCACAAGCACGAGAUUAUCCGCGACGCGUCUCGCUUCGCGUUCGCGCGUUUCAUCCCGAUUGUCAAGACCGGCGUCCAGUUGCACUUGGCAAAGCUCGUGGCCCUGAUCUUGCUGAGUGACCUCCGCUAUAGCGAGUUGAGCGACUUCUUGAGCUUUGUGGGCCAGAUUGUGCACACGUUCAACAAGCACGCAAACAUCUACCAGUUACUCAAUGACCUCUGCACGCCGUUGAUCAACAAGGUGUUUGCCAUGGUGAACAGCCAGAACGACGCCACCAGGCCAGACAUUAUUCGCGACAAGAUCGUGUUGAAGAAGGCCUACCUUACGUUUUUGGCAUGCUUGACCCAAAACAACGUCACCAGCUUGUUGAUAACUGAGACAAACAAGAACACGUUUCCGGUGAUCUUGGAAGGCUUGUUGGCGUACGCAUACGACGUCAGCGAGCCCCAGGUGUCGAAAAUGGCCAUUGUGGAGUUAAUGAACAUCGUUACGGUCUUGGGGACCGGUGCGAUCUGCGACAAGGAGGAUGGGUUUGGCAGCACCCUCUCGGUGGACGGAUUUGGCGACUAUCUCAUGGAGAAGCUGGUGGCAUUGGCGUUUGAGUUGCCGUUUAAGAACCCGGACUUUAACGUGGCAGAUGCGCAGUUCCGCUUGCUAGCACAGGAGAUUUCCGCAAUGUUGAAAACGUAUUAUGGGGUGCGAGGGGAGGUGCUAGUGGGGUACUUGAAGGGGUACUUUGCGAGCAUGGGGAUCGCCGAGGGGGUGGGGGCUGAAUUUAUACAAGCGUUGACUGAGGGUGAUGUGAAGCAGUUUAAGCAGUAUUUUGUGACGUUUAUUCGGAAAAUGAAGCAGUAA
This is a messenger RNA of Babjeviella inositovora NRRL Y-12698, 2983 nucleotides long. RefSeq names its product Ran GTPase-binding protein. Gene Ontology annotation, molecular function: small GTPase binding; tRNA binding. Bases 8 to 2983 code for a protein of 991 amino acids. Gene Ontology annotation, biological process: tRNA re-export from nucleus. Gene Ontology annotation, cellular component: nuclear matrix; nuclear pore; cytoplasm. The record is from RefSeq and is a predicted model, not a curated record. The transcript is spliced from 2 exons. Lineage: Eukaryota; Fungi; Ascomycota; Pichiomycetes; Serinales.